CCAUUUUUAAUUUUUCAAAACUUUUUAAGCAUAAAAACCACUAUAUUCUAAAGUUGGUGUCAGCAUUCUUAACCUUUCUAGAGGUUAUCAAGUAUUCACAGAAGAAUAAAUACUAAAUAUAUGCCCCAUAGUGUAGAUUACUUCCAUCUACGAUAGUCUAUAUUCAUAGAAAACAUAGUUUUAUGUAUAUUGUAUGGCAGAGAAUACAAGUUAAUAUUUAAGAUAAGUUUCUGUGACAAAAGGCGAGAAUGGUAAUCUCUCUGAACCUGUUGGGUUUAUAAAAGCCUUUUUUAAAGUCAACACACCAUAUAUGCACGAAUAAAAACAUUUGAAAGGUACAUCGCAAUCCAAAUAGCGGGCACAGUCUGAACCCAGCAGCGAGACUGGAAGCUUUUGCUUCUCCAAUCAAUGGCUUUCCAGCUGAGUAAGAAACGCAACGCGUGCGCAGUAGGUUCCCCCCUUCUCUUCCGCCCGUUCUUCGGCUUCUCUUCCACUUCCGAAAGGUCCUUUAAAGGGCCAGCAUAGCUUUAAAGAAACGAUUUAAAAAUGGAGACUAAAAUCAAUUGUCCCAUGACAAUAUGGAGUGAUUAAAACGGGGCACUCUUGCGACUCACAGUUUUCAAAUCCAAGGCAAAGCAAUUGAGCGUAGCCUGCUGCGAGUCGUUUUUGAGGGGUAAGCACGUAAUGGAGCCGCCGGGGGCUGGAGUCGGGAAAGCCGAUGACUUAGAAGAGGCAGGUGAGACCGGACCCUGCCGGCGAUCGCCGCCAGUAUCGGUAGCAGCAGUUCUACCUGCCGGAGGAAGCGGGGAAAGGCUGGGUGGCAGCACCCCGAAGCAGUUUUGCCCCAUGCUGGGAAGGCCGCUCAUUAGCUAUACCGUGCGGGCGAUAGAAAGAAUCAACUGGAUUACUGAUGUUGUUGUUGUGGUCUCUUCAGAGAAUAUUGAAAUAAUGAAAUCUAUUAUUAGAAAAUACGGCCAUGAACGGACAACGGUAGUGGAAGGAGGACUAACCCGUCACAGAUCUAUUUUCAAUGGAUUGAAAGUAUUUGGAAAAGGCAAUACAUUCUGUGCCUCACUCCAGAAACCAGAAAUAAUAGUAAUCCAUGAUGCUGUCAGACCAUUUGUUGAGGAAGAUAUUCUUUUUAAAGUAGUUAUGGCUGCCAAAGAGCACGGGGCUGCAGGAGCAAUCCGUCCUCUUGUCUCCACGGUUAUUGCUUCCACUACAGAGGGAUGUUUAGACCAUUCACUAGAUCGUGCCAAGUACAGAGCAAGUGAAAUGCCUCAGGCUUUCUUAUUUGAUAAAAUCCAUCAAGCAUAUCUUCAGUGUAGUGAUUAUGAUCUGGAUUAUGGAACAGAAUGUUUGCAUCUAGUUCUAAAAUAUAGCAAUAUAAAUGCUAAACUUAUUGAAGGACCUCCUGACCUAUGGAAGGUAACUUACAAGUGGGAUCUUUUUGCAGCUGAUUGUUUAAUCAAAGACACUAUAUCGCAGGGAGUUUGCAUUAUUACUGACAUAGAGGAAGAUGCUGUACAAGUGGGAUUGCUCCUUAAUGAAAAAAUGAAGAAUCACGUGAAACAUGUUAAAAAUGUAGCAAUCACCCUUCAAAAAAAUGACAAUCUACAAAAUAUUUUGUUAGGACAGUACUACAACUUUAUUUGCAUAAAAAAUAAACUGCCUGGCUUUGAUGAAGUCUCACUGCUGGUAGACAAACUUGAAAAGACAGGUGCUUCGGUUUUGUACCCUGUUGUUCUCAUUUUGAUAAACAUGAGUAUUUUAGAAAAUACACCUUUUAACAGUGGAAUUGAAAGUUUUACUAUACUUGCCAAGGAAGUUAAAAAGAAAAAUAUUUUACUUUAUGGUCUCUUUAUGCAGUAUAAAAAGGAAAGUCUAAAGCUUCAAGAGACCAUGGAUUCAGCAGCUGCACUUAUUACUGUAUUAAUAAGAGAACGAAAUCCUGCAUUUGUUGGUCAGCUUCUAGUAGCAUGAAAAAAUAAUAUUUUUAGUUAUUUGUGUUUGAAAGUACAUAUGUUUUUAACAAUUAAAAACUAGGGUUUGUCACUAAUAUAUUUAGCAUGAAAUACAAAUAUUUUAAAUAAAAUAUAUUUAUAAUAAAUACAGAAGAUUCAGUUGCACAUUGCCUCAAGUGCCUUGAGCAGAGAGGAAGGUAGGAAAUAGGCUAAAUAAAAUACUUCUAGGAAGAGAUAAGUAAAAAGUGAAUGUUUCAAAUUUAUAUGAUAAUAAUGAGCUGGUAAACCGAAAAAUGUUUUAAGUCUGGUUCUGUUGAACUAUAAACUAAGGAACCUAUCAGUAGUUAUUUAUUAAAAUGUGUAUGACUAUUAUUUUAGAGAAAUACUGUAUAGUUGUAUGCUCAUAGUUUUGCUCUUUUGUGUAAGUAGGAAAAAGGGGGAGGAAAAGUCUGUGAAAAAUAUAAGUGUUACAAUAUAUAUAUUUGCUUUAUGUAGCCCCUGUAGUAGAUUUCAUCUUAAACAUAUAAUGGAGAUAGAUCAGCAUUCCCAAAAUAUUUUCCCUCAGAUGUCCUGGAUUUCAGUUUCCAUAAUAUCUAAACUGCUGAAAAAUUUAAAAAUUGGAGAAGACUGAAUUGAAUGUGGUGAAACACAAUAGUAAAAUGAAUUAUAUGGGAAAAUUAAAACAAAGUGUUCCAAAUUACACUUAAGAAACAAGUUAUUAUAUCCUAAUAACUACAGAAUAGGAUUAAACACAAUUCCAUUAACUCCAAAUGAAAUUCUGACUCUUUUAGGGAAAAUAAAAGUAUUGCCACUACUACAGGUUUGCUCAUCUCCUGAGCUGAAAAUAAAAGACUAAUAAAAGACUGACUCAAGUAACUGUAAACUAGCUUUACACAUUACACUACACUAAGUUUUUUGUUUGAUUUUGGCCUAGUAAGUUGUAUCAGCCCAGCUGUUAGGGUUUGUUGUUCAUUGUCGUGGGCUUGAUGUUGCACAUGAAUGCAUCAUCUUUGCAUUGUCAAAUAUUGUGAACAGAUAGCUUAUAUCUCUACUGGUAUGUGAGAAAGAGAAAUAGGAUGAAAAAAAUGCUCCCUAGGAAAUGGUAAAAUAAGCUGCACAGCCAAUGGGCAGAGAAAGAGACUCAGAAGGGUCUCUUUCUUUCCUUAACAGGCUGUUAAGGAGACAGUGGGAUAUUUGCACUUUCAAAGUUGCAACACUCUGUUAAUGUAGCCUUACAGUAAAGUAGAAUUGGCUCAUAUCUAUAUUUUUCCUGUCUGGUUUACUUGGGAAGGCUGACAGUAUCCUAGGUAUUCUCUUGUUUCCGAAGAGAAGGAGUGGGAGGAGUAACACGUGGGUAUUACCAAAGCCUUCUUGCCUAUUGGAGACUGAGGUAUUAAUCUUUUGGAGCCACACCUCCGUACCUCCUCCUACUCUCUCAGAUUGCCUCAGUCUGAAGCCUGAAAAGGAGUGUUUUUCCUUCUCUCCCUUCUCUGCGAAGACUUAGAGUUUUUCCCCCUCAUAUUUGGAUCAGCGAUCUCUAGCUACAAAGGAUUCCGACAAAGACCUUGCCUUU
Molecule: messenger RNA, 3537 nt
Organism: Thamnophis sirtalis
Lineage: Eukaryota; Metazoa; Chordata; Lepidosauria; Squamata; Natricidae
Gene: CRPPA
Product: CDP-L-ribitol pyrophosphorylase A
Biological process (GO): protein O-linked glycosylation via mannose; isoprenoid biosynthetic process
Cellular component (GO): cytosol
Molecular function (GO): D-ribitol-5-phosphate cytidylyltransferase activity
Source: RefSeq, a predicted model, not a curated record